Pteronotus mesoamericanus is the source of this 1414-nucleotide messenger RNA. It is a transcript of the gene PRRT1B, whose product is annotated as proline rich transmembrane protein 1B. The coding region runs from base 1 to 792 and encodes 263 amino acids. The transcript has 4 exons. Gene Ontology annotation, cellular component: membrane. Lineage: Eukaryota; Metazoa; Chordata; Mammalia; Chiroptera; Mormoopidae. The record is from RefSeq and is a predicted model, not a curated record.
AUGGACGCAGGAGCAGGCGCGAAAGGGGGUGCUGGCCCCGCGGCCCCCGAGGAUCCCCAGGGCCUGGAGCUCCCAGAGCUCCCACGCCGCCCGCAGCUGCUGGACGAGGACCGAGCGCCCAGUGAGGAAGCGGCUGCGGACGGGGCCAGCGCCCCAGCCCCGGAGGACCCUUUGGGCGACACCCAGGCCCAGGCCCAGGCCCCAGCCCAGGCCGAGGCCGAGGCCUCAGCAGCAGCCCCUGCCCAGGCCCAGGCUGCGGGCGAUGCCAGGCAGGAGCCGAAGGCGGCGGCCGGCGGCAUCCCCAACAUCGGCUUCGUGGGCGAGCCCCCGCCCUACGCGCCGCCGGACCCCAAGGGCGUGCACCUGCUGUACCCCCCCUUCCCACCGGGGCCCGUCCUCUUCCAGCCCGGGCCCUCGCCCCCCGCCAUGUACCCGCCGCCCGCCUCGCCCCUCUACCCUGCACCCGCCCCGCCUCAGCUGUUCGCGCCCUUCCCCGUGUACGGCAGCGCCGUGGCGGCCGUGCCGGCGCCCGCCGCCGUGGAGCACAGGCCGCUGCCCAAGGACCACAUGAUGGAGUCCGUGCUGGUGACGCUGUUCUGCUGCCUGCUCACCGGGCUUAUCGCCAUCGUCUACUCCCACGAGACCCGCGCGGCCCUGAGCCGGGGUGACCUGGCCCAGGCCGAGGAGGCCUCCCGCAAGGCCCGCUCCCUUGUGCUCUUCAGCCUGCUGUUCGGGGUCUUCGUGUCCACCAGCUGGGUCAUCUACGUGCUGGUCGCACUCUACCUGCCCUGAGGGCUGGAGGCUCCUUCAGGGACCUGGAGACUCUUGUGGACUUGGAUCCCUGCUGGUGGCUGGCUGUUGCCUACAGAGGGGACCCAGGGGCAGGAGAGGGUGGGAUUUGGAGCGCUCAGCUCACCUGUGGCUGGCGCCAGCCCCUGCAGGUGGCCUCGGACAGUGUCCUCACCUGCAGUGGCCCCUGGGCCCAGGCCCAGCUGUGGGGUGGGGACCCCCUGGAACCCCGUCUCUGCAGUGCCUCCUCCCGAGGUCUCCCGGGGGCUGUGCUGGCUGGCCCCGCGGCCCUUGCCUGCACCUUACCUGCGGGGGACCCUUAUGGGGCCUGGAGCUCUCAGUGUCUUCAGGGCUGUCAGGGGGACACCACAAACCCCAGCGUCCGCCGGCAGCCUCACUCAGGGAUCGCAGGGCACCGCCGCCGGGGCUCCUUCCUCCCUGGCGGGCAGUGGGAUUGGCCUCCCUCACUGGUGGCUGCUGGCAGCUGGUUCUGUGCCCCUGCCCUGCCCCAGUGUCCGGCUCUCUCCGGCUGGCCCCGCGUCCAGGAAGCAAGGCCACUGUGUGUGGGCAGUAAACAGGGACAGCCUGGGCAGAGCUGGCAGGCCACUCCCGGCCCCCUCCAAGG